GUUCUAUUUCUCUCUUCAUGCUGCGAUCCAGCCUUGGAAAAUAUCUAGGCAAAGGAGUUUUACAGAUAUAAGUGAGAACUCAUCGAUGCAUCCUCCAUGACCAUGUGAGAAACUUGAUCAGGAACCCUAACCCCAUUUUUAGGUUUCCCUCCCUUUGCAAAAACAUGGACAUCCAAACGGCCAUCUAAUACGACCAUGUCAUCCACAGCUCUGCAAUCGAUCAGCAUCUCCUCCGAAGAAGGCCUCGAUGGCGUCGAUGGAUCAGCUAGAUUCUCCUUCCACCCUUCUUGUUCAGCUCUUGCUUCAGUCAGUGGCCCCAUCACAGCCCGUCUAGCAGCUGAGCACCCCGCUCGCGCAACCGUCGAAGUACACGUCCGUCCGCUCUCAUCAGUGCCAGGAACUGCAGAAAAAUCACGUGGAAUGGCAAUACGAGAGAUAGUAGAACGCUCGUGUCUUCUCGCACAACAUCCUCGCACUCUCAUCCAGGUCGUCGUUCAAGCCCUGACGAAUCCGACUCCCGGUUAUGCCCUUCUCGCAGCCGAAAUCAACGCAUGCACGCUUGCUCUUAUCAACGCCGGUUCAAUCGCGAUGCGGGGUGUGGUUUGCGCAGUUCCUGUCGGUAGAGUGAAGAAGGGAAGCGUUAUUUCCGUGGAGGUUGACGUAGCCGACGAUGUUGUGCUUGAAGGAGGUGGAUGUUUUGCUUUCUUGUUUGGAUUCGCGCUGUCAGGGCCGAUAAAAGGAAGUGCUCCACCCUGCGAGGAUGUUUGGUCGACUUACAGCGCUCGCCCUGGGUCAUCAUUUGAUCAGGCUGAACUUGUAAGGGCUAGAGAGGUGGCACGAGAAGCCGCGGCGGAGGUAUGGCAAUGCGUGAAAAAUAGCAUACGCCAUCAAAAAACGACAGGAGAGAUCCAAUCACCGCACGAAGUCGUUGUCAAGAUGGAAAUAUAAGCGCGAGCUGUACAUAGAAAUUGUGCGUAUCCUCUGGUUAUUCACUCUGUUGCUGUUUAAGAAGUCAGUUCU
Molecule: messenger RNA, 1020 nt
Organism: Suillus plorans
Lineage: Eukaryota; Fungi; Basidiomycota; Agaricomycetes; Boletales; Suillaceae
Product: exosome component Rrp46
Exons: 1
Coding region: 196-948 (250 amino acids)
Biological process (GO): rRNA catabolic process; U4 snRNA 3'-end processing; poly(A)-dependent snoRNA 3'-end processing
Cellular component (GO): nuclear exosome (RNase complex); cytoplasmic exosome (RNase complex); nucleolus
Source: RefSeq, a predicted model, not a curated record